Molecule: messenger RNA, 666 nt
Organism: Capsicum annuum
Lineage: Eukaryota; Viridiplantae; Streptophyta; Magnoliopsida; Solanales; Solanaceae
Exons: 1
Coding region: 1-666 (221 amino acids)
Source: RefSeq, a predicted model, not a curated record
AUGAGACACCUGAGGCAGAGUCUGAGAAAUCGACAUGGUGAUGAUAAUUUUGAGUGUGAUAGUGGUGCGUAUUGGGUCGUCAAAACCAAUGAUCUUGUGCACCCUUAUAGUGCGACCCCUUCCUUACCAUUAGUAGAAAAGAAGAAGGAUCCAAGAGCAGUCAUCAUUUCAUGUUCUAUUAGGCCUUUCAAUGUCAAGCAGGCUUUAUGUGACUUGGGAUCAAGAGUAAAUGUGAUGCCACUGGCUGUGUACAAAUUGUUGAGGAUGGGGGAACUCAAACCUAUGACAAUAAAAUUAUUGAUGACUAACUCAUCUAUGAAGAAAUUGAUGGGUAUUUUCUGUUACGUAAAAGUAAGGGUGGCAUCCCUUAAAUUCCCCAUUGAUUUCAUGGUUCUUGAUUGUGAGGUGAAUUCUCAAGCCCCCAUUAUAUUGGGUAGACCCUUCCUAUCCAUUAGUAGGGUAUUGAUUGAUAUGGACUUGGGGGAGAUCACCUUCAAACUGAAUGAUGAACAAGUAGUGUUUAAUAUGUGUGUGACGGUGCAACAGCCAGACGAUAUACGAGUAGUGUCUGUAAUAGACACUAUUGAUGAGGAUAUUGCUAUAGAGGCUAGUGUACCAAAUGCACCAGGUGUUGAUGAGAGAUGUGUGGCAGACCGAUUUGCAUAG